ACAAAUCACAAGUCUUUAUUACAGUCAUGGAUAAACCCGGCACAGGUAAGGUCGACGCCGAGGGAAGCAGUGGAAGUGGCGGUGGUGUCCGGUACCGGGGAGUGAGGAGGCGGCCAUGGGGGAAGUUCGCGGCGGAGAUCCGGGACUCUACUAAUCAAGGACAGAGGCUGUGGUUAGGGACUUUCGACACGGCGGCGGAAGCAGCCAGGGCGUAUGACAGAGCUGCUUAUGCCAUGAGAGGCUCAUUUGCAAUCCUCAACUUCCCAAAUGAGUACCCUCUCACAGCUGGUCGUUCUAACACUGCAACAACGUCGGCGGCGGCGGCGGCGGCGGAGGCUUCUUCUUCUCACUCGCCGGCUCCUCCUCCUCCUCCUCCUUCAAGGAGCGGCCAUGAAGUUUUCGAGUUCGAGUACUUGGACGAUAAUCUGUUAGAGGAGCUUCUGGAUUAUGAGGAGAAAAAGAAGGGAAAGUGAUGAAUCUUUCUGAGAAAUUAGUUAUUGCUGUUAUUGGGAGAAUCUGCAGCCACACACACACAUCAGUGAAUCGUGAUGAUGAUGAUGAUGAUGAUGAUGAUUAACAGAUCAGAUUUGUUAUUUUAGAUGAAAUUGCAAGCAAUUAGUGAGGCUUUGCGAAGGUAGGCAAGUGGUAGUAGUAUUACUGGGUGUACUCCUUCUCCAAGCAGGUUAUGAUUUGUGUCUAAUAGUCAACAUUGUCCCCAUAUGAUGUUUUCUCCACUUCAUUCUCAUUAUUAUAUAUCAACUUUUUUGUU
Prosopis cineraria is the source of this 769-nucleotide messenger RNA. Its product is annotated as ethylene-responsive transcription factor 14-like. NCBI's taxonomy places the organism in Eukaryota, Viridiplantae, Streptophyta, Magnoliopsida, Fabales, Fabaceae. Gene Ontology annotation, biological process: ethylene-activated signaling pathway; regulation of DNA-templated transcription. The transcript has a single exon. Gene Ontology annotation, molecular function: DNA-binding transcription factor activity; DNA binding. The record is from RefSeq and is a predicted model, not a curated record. Bases 27 to 473 code for a protein of 148 amino acids.